Messenger RNA from Pantherophis guttatus, 4154 nucleotides. Lineage: Eukaryota; Metazoa; Chordata; Lepidosauria; Squamata; Colubridae. The record is from RefSeq and is a predicted model, not a curated record.
GCCCUACACACAAAUAGGGUCCCAGGCUUUCAAGAGUUCCUUGAGAAGCUAAAUCCAUAUCACUCUAAAGUGCAUUUCCUACCUCAAUUCUGGAGGGCAGCAUUUAUCUGUUCACUUCCAAUGUACAAUAUAUAUGCAGCAGGCAAAGGAAGCUGCACUGGGAAAGAGGAUCUGGGGAGUCUCCCUGGAACUGCCUUUGAAAUGGAGAUGUCUGGCCAGAGCUACAGUAUUUACAAUGCUGUCUAUGCUGUAGCACAUGGUCUCCAUGCUAUGUAUUCAUCCAGAGCCAGGCAGAAGACAAGAGGCAAUGGAGAGAAGUGGAAUUUUCUGAAAGUCCAACCUUGGCAGCUUCGUUUAUUUCUGAAAAACCUCCAUUUCAACAAUAGUGCAGGGGAAGAAAUAGUUUUCAAUGAGAAUGGAAACCUGGCAGCAGCAUACGAUAUCAUCAACUUGAUUACUUUCCCCAAUCGAUCCUUUCAGAAGGUCCAAGUUGGAGGUGUUGAACCUCAGAGUUCUCAAAAGGAAGGCCUCACCAUAAAUGCAACUACCAUUGGAUGGAAUCCCAAAUUUAAGCAGACUCCACCUGCUGCCACCUGUGUGGAAAGCUGCCAUCCUGGGUACCGGAAAUUGAUUAAGGAGGGAAAACAGGUUUGCUGCUAUGACUGUGUUGAGUGUUCAGAGGGAAGCAUUUCCACCAUGAUUGAUUCCAACCAAUGUGAGAGGUGUCCGGAAAAACAAUAUCCAAAUGAGAAACACCAUCAAUGUAUUCCCAAAAUUAUCAUCUACUUAUCCUACAAAGAAGUCCUGGGAGAAGUCCUGACUGGCUUUGCUGUUUCUUUUGCUGUCAUCACAGUUGUGGUGAUGGGGACAUUCAUCUUCCACCAGAACACUCCCAUCGUCAAAGCCAACAAUUGGGAUAUCACCUGCACCCUGCUCGUCUCGCUCCUGCUGUGUUUUCUUUGCUCCUUUCUCUUCCUCGGGUGUCCAGGGACAGUCACAUGUCUCCUCCGACAAGCAGUUUUUGGAGUUGUCUUCUCCAUUGCGGUGUCUUGUGUGUUAGCCAAAACCAUCACGGUGGUUCUGGCCUUCAUGGCCACAAAGCCAGGGAACCGAAUGAGGUUGUGGGUGGGGAAAAGGCUGUCCGUCUCAGUCAUUGUUUUUUGCUCCCUUAUUCAAACAAGCAUCUGUGCUGUGUGGUUGACCAUUUCUCCUCCUUUCCCAGACUUGGACAUGCAUUCCCAGGUGGAUGAGAUCUUAGUGCAAUGCAAUGAAGGCUCGGAGAUUAUGUUUUAUGUUGUGCUGGGCUACAUGUGGCUUCUGGCCCUCAUCAGCUUCACGGUGGCCUUCUUUGCCCGGAAGUUGCCCGACACUUUCAAUGAAGCCAAACUCAUCACCUUCAGCAUGCUGGUCUUCUGCAGUGUUUGGGUGUCCUUUGUGCCCACCUACUUGAGCACCAAGGGGAAAUCCAUGGUGGCUGUGGAAGUCUUCUCUAUCUUGGCCUCAAGUGGUGGCUUAUUAGGCUGCAUUUUCCUGCCCAAGUGCUACAUCAUCAUACUGAGACCAGAGCUGAAUACAAGAGAGCAGCUAGUUAGGAAAAAGACUGAUGUGAUAUCAAGGGCAGCAUGAAUGAUACCUGAAUUUAUAUGAUUUGGAUGAAAAUGUUCUGCAUUCUGAAUUUUAUUCAGAAAUAAUUGUCUUCUUAAUUUUUUUAAUUGCAAUAGAAUUUAGAUUUGUUAAGUGUGUGAAUUGCAAUAGAAUUUAGACUUGUUAAGUGGGUGAGAGUGACCAAGGUUCUCCAAACUGUCCUGACCAAUGUAAUUUUGUUGAUUGUAAAGGAAUGUUAAGUUAACCUUGAUGAAGGAAUCGACGUCCUGGGAAAGUAGAAAGUGAGGGGAAAAAACUCAGAGUAACUCCAUCUUGAUUCUGUUUAAUUCAGAAAGGGUCAAAGAAGUUCAGGCAGGCUUUCAAGAUAGCCUACAACAACAAUGGGGCACCAUUGGAAUAAGACAAAAAAUGAAUAUGAUUGAAUACAGACAACAGCCCAUAUAGGGGAUUAUACUGUGGAUCGUAAUGGCAGCAAAAUGUCAUUAUAUCUCUGCUGUCGUUGUUUCUGGAGAUAGCUAUUCAAGUAAGAGAAAUCCUUCAUGGCUUCAGACCAGGUUAUUUGAAGAACCACCUUGUCCCAAGGACAUCUACCUGACCCACCAGAGCACAGAGGAAGGGAGUGUUAAAGAACUCCUCUGCUAAGAAGGAACUGACAUGUUCUGAGUAACGAACCCAAUCAAAUCAGGACUCUGAGGCUUCAGUCAGGCUCAAAAGACCUUUUAUUGAGUAUAUCAUAUUGGCAUGUAGAACGGUGAAGCUAGCUCUAAGUAAUUCCUGGCUUUAGGGUUGUUAAAAGGAUAGAAACUUCCCACCCACCUCGGGUGUCCCAGGUCACGUUAGCCAAUCAGUCCAGUGGCAGCUUUCCCCUCGGUCUCAGCACAUGUUCGUUGCCAUGACCUUGGUUCUCAUGCUGAGCCUGGUCGAUGUUUUGUCUAGCAGGUUAAAGCACCACCUUCUGACACAUCCCCUUCCCCCAAGAGUGGCAAAUGAGAAACAAAACAAAAGAAAGCGCAGAGUCAGCCAAAGUCAUUUCCAGAGUUGACAAGUACAUCUGAUAGGACACAUAGGAAGAAGGAUCUUCUCUAUGGUGGCUUCCUCGCUUUGGAAUAUGAUCCCCACAGAGAGUAAAUUGCCCCUCAUACUGACAUUCAUUUACAAGGUCCUGAACACCAGGUUUGCCAAGGGGCAUGGGGAACCCAAAGUGAGAUGGAGCCUAUCAAGUGGUUUAUCUGAUUGAUUAUAAUCACCAGGAUGGUAGAGUCUAUUGUUUUUAUUGUUUAUAUAUUGGGAUAUGGCGGGCAGCCAUAAAAAUGUACUACAAACAUAGCUAUCCAGAUAAUAUCAGUGUCCUGACUGAAGGCCCAUUCAUGAGGAGGAACAGAAUCAGAUUACAUCAGCUGAGGAGUUGCAGUUUGAGAUCCUCCUAGACCAGUAGUGGGAUUCAAAUCCCAGCACUACUGGUUCACUAUUGGGAACGUGCGGGUGCGCAAACUUUCUUUGCAGGCACGCAGUGCUUCUGUGGCCCAACCGGUAGCAACCCACUCCUGUCCAAACCAUAGCUACUGUUUGAUGAUCAGUUGAUAACUGGCCAGGAGUCCUUUGUUGAGGUCCCUUAUUUGCCAAUUGAGUCAUUCCUAGAAUGGGAGGUCCCCUCAGGUAGUCACAUACUCUAGUCACUUCAUUUCUCCCCCCCAACUUUUUUUUAAAUUAAGAUUUAUUAUAAAUCCAUAUAACACAUGAAAAUAAAGAUGAGAACAAAGAGAAAAAAGGAUUAUAGGGAAAAAGAAAAGGGAAAAAAGCUGUGAUCUAACUCUUGUUAGUACAGUACAAUAGAAUAACAAAUGCAUCACCACCAGAUGGAUUAGUAACUGGCUCAACAAUCGCAUUCAACAUGUAGUCCUUAAAUAAACUGCAUCCGCAUGGAGGGAAAUAUGCAGUGGACUACUUCAGGGCUCUGCCUUAGGCCCAGUACUCUACAAUAUUUUCAUAAACAAUUUUGAUGGGGGAAUAGAAGGGGAAUUCAUCAAAUUUGCAGAUGAUACCAACCUGGUGGAAAUAGACAAUAUUCUAGAAUAUGGGUCCUCAAACUAGAGCCUGCAGGCCACAUGCGGCCCGCUAAAGCAAUUAAUCCGGCCCGCGGAGAGCCACGAGGUUGCCCCAUCCACCCUUAAGCAGAGCUCAGAAUGUUCCUUCAGGAGCCCUGCAGGCUGGAACCAAAAGCCUGCAGAAUGCUUACAGAGGUGGAGGGGGGUGGGUGAAAGGAGGUCAAAAAACAGGCAAAAAUGGUCAAUUUUUUUGCCAAAAAACAAGCCGCUUUUACCUGGUUUUAGCCUGCAGAAUGCUUGGGGGGGAGGCAAAAAACAGACAAAAACAGCCCAUUUCUUACGUUCCCUGCCUCCAGAAGAUAGAUAGAGAUAGACACAGAGAGAGAGAGACCGACAGAAAAAGAGAGAGAGAGAGGAAGAGAGAGAGAAACAGAGGGACAGAGGGACAGAAAGAGAGAGAGGGAGGGAGGGAGGGAGGAAGAGAAGGAAAGAGAGAGGGAAAGA